AUGUUGCUAGGUUGCAGCCUGUUGGCAAUUUUGUUCAUAGCGCAUGGAGGAUCGGGGGGGUUAAAGGCAGAAUCAGAGUUGUUGUCCGGUAUCGACGGGUACCUGAUAAAUAAGUACGGGGACGAUGAAGAUGCGUUAAAGGCAUAUGAGAACUUUGCAUCCUUGCGAAAGAAGAUGAUGCAAUCUAUGCUGCACCACUAUGACAGCAGGGCUGAAUCCAGCAUGUCGAACAUUGGCGACAGUGGAGGUUCGGAGAAGAUGGAUUUUCCUGCCGCUGACAAGGAGGAUUCACUGUUGAGUAGCGGCAGUAAGAGCGAGAGAGCGGCAAGUUUGAUGGACAACAACAAGCGAUCAAUGCUGCAUGACAAGACUGAAGAAAGGAAGCAUUCUGUUGACAAGCAACCGUCUCCCACCUGGAAAAGCCUUGCCAAGUCACUCUACGUCAGAAAGUGGAAGCCAUCGCAUGAAGCAACGCAUGCAUCAACCAGCAUCAAACAAGGAGCGUCAUGGUCGGAUCUUAGCGCAGAGCUCAAAAAUGAUAUAGAUCCGAACGUACGGGAAGAGAGAAAGGAUCUUCGAGAAGCGAAGAUUCGAGCAGAAAAUUACCUCAGUGAGAAGCAAGUGGAUCAAUCUGCAUCAGGCAGAGCCCAUGUCACUCAACUAAGUUUGAGAAAGAAAGCGAAAGCAAAGAAUGUUGAUCUCGAAGAUAGCAAGUCAGAGAAUCUCAAGCGGCAGAUGGCGAAUGAGGACAAGCUGAAAGCCAGAAAAUAUGUCUUGGGGAUCAUCGCGAAGGACGUCCCCAAGUCAUUACAACUUGCCUUCAUCAAUAAUUUGGAAAGCAAGCGUAAUGAUGGACAUGGGCAGUCUCUUGCAGCUCUUAACUCGCAGAUGCUGAAGCUCAAAGAUGAAGUUCGAAGGAUGAAAGACAAGGCACAGAUUCUAGAAUUGCAGAGCGAGGUACAAAAGUUGGAGCGGCAGCAACAUGAAGCGAGCAAGCCCGUAUCAAAGAUGAUGACAGUUGCUGCAGCAAAGGAGGGUCUGCUGAAGAAAGUGAGAUCCAUUCUGCAGGCACAAUUCAACACUUUGAGAGAGAACAUCGAAAAUGAAAUCAAAACCGUCAGUGCUUCGGACAUUGCGGAAAUCAUGAGAGAAGGAAAUGCAACGUCCCCGUUUUCUGAUUCCAAUGAGCUUAAGAAGAUUGAAGCAUUGAAGGGACAGAAUGCGAAGUUAACGUCACUGCCUGCACGUCAAGAAGGCGCAGAUACAAGGGCCAAAAGCAUUUUGACAAAGUACAAGGCCCUGGUCAAGGAGAAUGCUGACUUGAAAAGUGAGAUAACCUCUAUCGAGAUGAAGCAAAGAGAUUCGAAGAAUCUUCCGACCAAUCAAGACGUUUACAAACUCCGGCAUUUGGCCUCGAAGUACAAAUUGGAAGCGCUCAAGCUCAGGGAGAAUAAUAGUAAGUUAUCUGCCGAAGUCUUCAAUUUGCAAUCUCGGCAGAAUACUCCAUCAGCGGCAGCAUUAGCGGCUCAAAAGGAUGGCAAGCGCAAGUAA
Guillardia theta CCMP2712 is the source of this 1551-nucleotide messenger RNA. RefSeq lists its product as hypothetical. NCBI's taxonomy places the organism in Eukaryota, Cryptophyceae, Pyrenomonadales, Geminigeraceae. The transcript is spliced from 6 exons. The record is from RefSeq and is a predicted model, not a curated record. Bases 1 to 1551 code for a protein of 516 amino acids.